AUGACUGUUGCCAACAACAUUAAGAGUACUAUUCCACAAACAGAAAGUGCCAAGGAAUACCUGAAGUUUGUGGAAGAACGUUUUCGUUCUGCUGAUAAGUCUCUCGUUGGUACACUAAUGGCUGAACUCACGACCAUGAAGUUUGAUGGGUCGCAUAGUAUGCAAAAUCAUAUCAUCAAGAUGACUAACAUUGCAACAAGAUUUCGGGCCUUAGGGAUGAAAGUGGAUGACACCUUCUUGGUUCAGUUUAUUCUGAACUCAUUGUCUCUUGAGUAUGGACCAUUCCAAAUCAACUAUAACACUAUUAAGGAUAAGUGGAAUGUUAGUGAAUUGUCAAGUAUGCUUACUCAAGAGGAGUCAAGACUUAAUAAACAAGGAGGUCAUUCCAUUAACCUCAUGGGUCAAGAAGCUGGUAAAGGACUUAAAGUGAAGGCCAACAAGUUCAAGAAAAAGAAAGUGUUGGAGAAGAAGUACAGAGAAAUCUGGAAACAAUAA
Molecule: messenger RNA, 495 nt
Organism: Solanum stenotomum
Lineage: Eukaryota; Viridiplantae; Streptophyta; Magnoliopsida; Solanales; Solanaceae
Exons: 1
Coding region: 1-495 (164 amino acids)
Source: RefSeq, a predicted model, not a curated record